Molecule: messenger RNA, 1548 nt
Organism: Procambarus clarkii (red swamp crayfish)
Lineage: Eukaryota; Metazoa; Arthropoda; Malacostraca; Decapoda; Cambaridae
Product: apidaecins type 14
Source: RefSeq, a predicted model, not a curated record
UCAUGUUUAUUUUGUACUAGUUCUUUCACAGACUAAGCCGCGAGCAAAUGUGCCGCUUCUCUUAUUUUGAAAGUGUGUUGUGCUGGAAGUUGAUGUUUACAUACUGGUGUCUGGGAGUAUAAAGGUGGCUGGAGGCGGCGACUCCAGCAGUCCCGGUCCAGCCUCGUCAGGAGCAGAACGCAGCUGCAGGUACUCUCGCACACCAUGGCGGUCAAAGUGUUACUUCUCCUUCUUAUAGGGGCGUGUGUCGCUAUACCUAAUGGUCAAACCGACGACAGCCUAGUCCGCCAUGUUCGCCAGACAAGGCCUCUGCCCCGGCCAUCCAGGCCUCAAAUCUCUCCCACCCCGCCCCCUGGCCACAUACCACGCCCUCUCAUCCAGACUCUCCCAGCUAGAAUUACUCGAAACGCCAGGGCUCAACUGCCACCGAAGUCAGAACUGACCAAGCCUCUUCCUCGGCCUUCACGACCCCAGCAGCGUCCCCAGGGAGAUCCCACCCCACCCCCUGGCCACAUACCACGCCCUCUCGUCCAGACUCUCCCAGCUAGAAUUACCCGGAACGCCAGAGCUCAGCUGCCCCCGAAGUCUGAACUGACGAAGCCUCUUCCUCGGCCUUCACGACCCCAACAACGUCCCCAGGUAGAUCCCAUCCCGCCCCCUGGUCACAUACCACGCCCUCUCGUCCAGACUCUCCCAGCACGAAUUACCCGGAGCGCCGAGCCUCAGCUGCCCCCGAAGUCUGAACUGACCAAGCCUGCUCCACGGCCUCCACGACCCCAGGGAGAUCCAAUCCCUCCCUCAGACCUCAGCAUUCAGACUCUUCCUGCAAGACUUACCCGUAGCGCCGAGCCUCAGCUGCCCCCGAAGUCUCAUCUGACCAAGCCUCUUCCUCGGCCUUCGCACAGCCCACUGACACCAGAUGAACUUCCUUCAAAGUCCGAACUAACAAAACCUGCUUCACGGCCCGAAACCCUCCCAGCUAUUCUUCCUGGGGACCUGACUAAACCUGCUGAGAUUUCCGAAUCUCCUGAAGAUGGCGGCUUUGCUCCUCUACCUACCGGACCUGUUGUGGAACCCAGACCUACCCCAGGAGAAUUGACAAAGCCCGCUAAUCGUUCCAAAAGUCUUGAUCGUGAUGGCUUUGCUCCACUACCUACCGGACCCAUUGUGGAACCCAGACCAUCCCCAGGACAACUGUCUAAACCAGCUCGUCGCCCUUCAAGGCCUUAAGGCCCAAUACCAUUUGGUAAUUUUGAGAUAAAUAGUACGAACCUUAAAAGCUUUUCUGCUUUAGAAAUAAAAUGAUUAGUAUAUGGCAAUUACAUUUGUUUUACAAACAUAAGUAUGUAUAUGUGACCCUAAGACCCAGCAUCCAGUAGGACAACUAAGGUAAUCUUACUGCUGUUCAAUAUCCAGCGACAAUGAUGGUGCUACAGUCUCUUCGGCUUGGUGCCGUCUUUUGAUAAUUGCUUACUUAAUUGUUUGCUAAUAAUGUAUAUUCAUUGCGAAUUGUGGGUGCGCAUAUAUGAUAAUAAAUUUUUAACAACG